Messenger RNA from Paramecium tetraurelia, 234 nucleotides. RefSeq lists its product as uncharacterized. Lineage: Eukaryota; Ciliophora; Oligohymenophorea; Peniculida; Parameciidae. The transcript is spliced from 2 exons. The record is from RefSeq and is a predicted model, not a curated record.
AUGCUGAUCUCUAAUCUGAAUUAAAGAACAAGGGCUUUUGGCAAUACAGUUAUACAAAAAAUCAGAAUUUUUAUUCUGUCAUUAACCUAAUUACAUUGGAUCUAGAAUGUUGAUGUUUAAGGGGAAGAAAGUCUAAGCAUUUCAAAUGUUAGAUUGAACGAUAAGAAUGUGUAAGAGGAAGGGUAUACAGUUGAAUUACAAGAACAGAAUCAAUCUAUAGAGACAUUUAUUUGA